Messenger RNA from Magnolia sinica, 923 nucleotides. RefSeq names its product dehydration-responsive element-binding protein 1B-like. Gene Ontology annotation, molecular function: DNA binding; DNA-binding transcription factor activity. Lineage: Eukaryota; Viridiplantae; Streptophyta; Magnoliopsida; Magnoliales; Magnoliaceae. The record is from RefSeq and is a predicted model, not a curated record. Gene Ontology annotation, biological process: regulation of DNA-templated transcription. The transcript has a single exon. The coding region runs from base 43 to 711 and encodes 222 amino acids.
UUUCCAGAACCCAACUCACUCCACGUCCUUCCUUGAUUCUAAAUGGCCACAUUCUUCAGCUGGGAUUACUCGGAUGUCCUUACAGCCUACACAUUCGAGAAUUCACAGCCGUCAGCCACCAUCUCUGAUGAGGAAGUCUACGCCACGGUAGCGACCAGUCCGCCGAAGCGGCGAGCCGGGCGAAGGAAAUUCCGCGAGACACGGCACCCAUUAUACAAGGGUGUCAGGCAGAGGAACGGCGGCAAGUGGGUCUGCGAGCUGCGCGAGCCGAACAAAACCUCACGGCUGUGGCUCGGGACGUUCCAGACCCCUGAGAUGGCCGCCCGGGCCCAUGACGUAGCUGCAAUGGCUCUCAGGGGCCGGUCGGCCUGUCUCAAUUUCGCUGAUUCGGCCUGGUGCCUGCCUGUGCCAGUGUCCGGCAGCACCGAAGAUAUUCGGAAGGCAGCAGUGGAAGCUGCUGAAGCUUUCCGGCCUCUGAAAUCUGAGACGGCUUCCGGCAUCAGUGACACAAGCUCGGUGGAGAAUUCGAUGUAUUCGCCGCCGGAGAAUGUGUUUUACGUGGAGGAUGAGGUGGAUUGCGGUAUGCCGGGAUUGCUUGAGAGCAUGGCGGAGGGAUUGAUGGUUUCGCUGCCUCCGUACCACUUAAGUGGGUCCCACUGGGAUGACGUAGCAUGUGAUGCUGACGUGUUGCUGUGGAGCCACUCCAUUUGAUUGAGUUCAAUGGCAGGCUCCCCCUUCGUGUGUGCCGAGUGCGUACCGUGCGCCUUUAUCAAAAUCUGUCGGGCGCACUGACGCCAUAGACGUACGGAUGCAAUCAGUAGAUGUUAGAUAUUCGAGCUUUUCCUUUCUUUUUCCUCUGUCUGUGUGUAUUGCAGGUCUCUGCUCGUUUGUAAAUGAAAUAAAACAGCUGCAAGUACAUAUUA